Molecule: messenger RNA, 4423 nt
Organism: Rhagoletis pomonella (apple maggot)
Lineage: Eukaryota; Metazoa; Arthropoda; Insecta; Diptera; Tephritidae
Gene: Pcif1
Product: mRNA (2'-O-methyladenosine-N(6)-)-methyltransferase
Exons: 6
Coding region: 1-2943 (980 amino acids)
Cellular component (GO): nucleus
Molecular function (GO): mRNA (2'-O-methyladenosine-N6-)-methyltransferase activity; RNA polymerase II C-terminal domain binding
Source: RefSeq, a predicted model, not a curated record
AUGGCAGCUAAUAACAACCUGAACAUGCACAGUAUGUCUCCACAGCAUAUAUCAUCGCUUAAUCAAGGCAUUAUGCCUCAAUCGGUUAUUGCAUCAACUGGUAGUGUCAAUCCCAUGAUCGGCAUGCCAUCAAUGCCGCAACCAUCAAGCAGCGCACAAAGCGCUUGGGAUCAACUUACCGCUUCCUCAUCAUCUUCAGUCAAUUCGAAUGUACUAAGUACCACGCCCACAACAAACAUCAUCGCUGUUGGUGGUAGUGCUGUUGGCUUGGGAAUCGGCAGUACAACUAAUUUAUCUACAUUACAAACGCUACCGACAGCAAGUAGUAAUACUAUUAGUGGUGUUGGUGGCACUAUGAUUGCUGUUAAUACCGGCGCUCAAACGGGCGGCAUAACGAUGGGCGAUCCCAACGGCCUUGGUUUGGGUAAUACAUCUGGUGGUAAUUCACCAGCGGCUAGUUGCGCCUCUCCAUCGACGCCCACAAAAACUAAUGCACCUCCAUUGGAUGGUAUGAUGGCACACACGCCCACACAGGGACCACCUGCUAUGCACAGUGGCGGAUAUGGCGAGGAAUUGACGGCCGAGCUAGUGAAUCAAGGUUGGCGCAAAUUUUGGUCGAAACGCGAAAGUCGGCCUUACUAUUGGAAUAAAAUAACUGGUGAAUCGCUAUGGGAAAUGCCUGGCGCACGGCCGUUUGAUCCACUCACAGAUCCUUUAGGCAUUUGUCAUAGCGGUGGUCAGCCGCCAAUGAAUCCCGGCAUGCCUCAUCCGCACCAUAUACAACACCCGAAUUUAAAGCGUCGCCCCUCGGACGAUAUGCAUCUACAUCCACAUCAACAGCAUCCGCCGUUGAAGAAAUUCGUCUUGGCUGGGCCUUGGGAUUUAGAGAUUUGCACGAAUGCUGUAAUUGUUGAACGACCGCCAACGUUAUUGCCACAACCACAUCCUGAAAUCGAGGCUUUACGCGCUGCAUACACUAUGAAACUUGUAAAGACGUACGAAGAUCUAUGUAUGCGUCGCGAAAAUAUUAAAGCGCCGAAAGACUCAUUCAAUCGCUGGCUAAUGGAGCGCAAAGUAGUAGACACUGGCUGCGACCCCCUCUUACCGAGCAAUUGCAAGAUAGAGAUUUCACCAUCAAUGUACAGGGAGAUUAUGGCAGAUAUACCGAUAAAGAUUGUUAAACCGAAAUUUACAGGCGAUGCACGCAAGCAAUUGUCACGUUACGCCGAAGCCGCUAAGCAGAUUAUUGAAUCUCGUUCGGCACCAGCCGAGAGCAAAAAGAUCGUUAAAUGGAAUGUUGAAGAUACUUUCCAAUGGUUGCGACGCACUGUUGGCGCCAGCUAUGAAGACUUUCAAGAUCGUCUUGCCCAUUUGAAACGACAAUGUGAACCACAUCUGGUGGAGACCGUUAAAAGUUCCGUAGAGGCGCUCUGCAUUAAAAUCUAUCACUUGAGUGCUGAACAUGCGCGUAAAAUACGCGAACGUCAUAUGCAAUUGCUCAAGGAGCAUGGCAUACCAGAGCCUACACCACCACCACCACCGCCUCAUCUUAAGAAAGUCUGGUGUUAUCCCAUACAGUUUGCUGUACCAUCGCCGCGUAUGCCAGUUAUCGAGUACGUACAGGAUCGUGAUCACAUGAUAAUCAAGUACACGCCAAGUACACACAAUCAGCCCGACGCGCAAUAUAUAAAUUUAACACAUCUGCAGAAGUUAGAGCAAUUGUAUCGGCACAAUUGUUUCGAUGAUAAAAAAUUUGAUUUGUUCAUUGGAAGGGUUUGGUGCCUAUUGAAGCGCUACCAGACAUUCCUGGGCAAUGCAUUGAACUCGUCGCAGGAGGCCGAAAUGACGCAGGCAUCAUUGCCAGUACCAGUGUUUGAAUGUUUACAUCGUCACUACGGUGUUAGUUUUGAGUGCUUUGCUUCGCCAUUCAACUCGUACUUUAGGCAAUAUUGCUCGGCGUUCGCAGAUACCGAUGCAUAUUUUGGUUCCAGAGGGCCAUUUCUAGAUUUCAAGCCAGUUUCUGGUUCGUUUCAAGUGAAUCCACCGCAUUGCGAGGAACUUAUCGAUAGAGCGCUGCACCACAUCGAUAAGUUGCUCACCGAUUCAAUGGAGCCUUUAAGCUUCAUCAUAUUUUUGCCCGAGUGGAAAAGUAUCGCAAAGCUGGAGGAGAGCAUGUUCAAACGCCGAUCAAUGGUGGUCUUGGGCAUGGCACAUGAAUACCGUCACGGCUAUCAACACAUUAUACCAAAAGCCGAUGUCAAUGUGAAAUGUAUGCAAGGCACCCAAGUGGUUUGGUUACAGAAUAGCGCAGGCCAUGCACGCUGGGGUCCCAAUGAAAAUCGCGUAGAGGCGUUGCGUGAAGCAUUCCGGCCACAACGCGAUCGUGAGCGUGAGCGCGCUGCCGCCGCUGCGGCUGCAGCUGCAUCAUCGCCACAACCAUCAAUGCAUCAAUCUUCUGCAGCGCAUACGCUCAGCAACAGCAUUAGCGGCGGCAGCAAUGCUAUAAACACAAAUGCCAGUAGCUCUGCAGCCUCCGCUACUUCUACCAACAUCAAUUCAACCAGCGCUGCGAGCAGCAGCACAAUGCAAUCAACAGGCGCGCCACUCUCACCACACACGCCACCAAAUAUGGCUACGUCAUCGACCGGUUCGCCGGCUAUGAGCAUUCAAAGUGCUUGUUCUUCGCCUUCCUCUUCAUCAAUGUCACUUUCGCCUGCUGCUCCCGGUGCUGUAGGCAUGCUAGAUGGCAAUACUUCGGUAUCUAUUACAGCCACAGCUACAACUGCAGGUGGUGCUUUCGCCAGUCUAGUAGCUGCUUCGACAUCAGCCGCAAGCGUUGUAGGCAGCGGCAGUGUAAUGAGUGGCGGCGUAGGCCCAUCAGGUGCUGCAGGCAGCGCCAUUAACAGCAAUGCCGGACAAGCGGUUAUCAAUUCUGCAGUUUAAAUAUGCUUAGAUGUUUUUUAUGUAACAGGAUUAAAUUACAAAUUGAAAUUAUAUGAAGCGGUGAGCAGUAAAAUAAUAGUAUAAGUACAAAAUUAUGCUACUAAGGAACUAUAUGUCUCCCAGCUCACCGGUACAACGUGCGCUGUAUCGGGCCAGAAUAGCAAAUUCAAAUAUGAGUUAUGUAUGUAUAUGGCAACUUUUGUUUCUAAUUUUUGGCGGUAAUGUAAUUUAUUAAUAUUUAUAAGGAAGAAAGUGAAAUAUGUAAGAAAAGAAACAAAGGAAAAAAAACUAGUAAAAAAGUAGGGCUAGCUUUAAAAAAAGUUAAAAAAGAUGCAAAAGAAUUGAAUUCUUUCCAAGUAAGCAUAUAGAUAUGCAUACAUGCAAUGAGUGUUUAUACUUUACGAUCACUUUACUAUUGUCUAUUUUUUAGCAAUGUACAUAUAUAAAUACAUACAUAAACCAUAUUUUUAAAACGAAUUUUUCGUUUUUGAGACGCUACUGCGGCGCCAAAUGACAGAGCAUUGCAAUGUCUUCUUGUUCUAUACUUUUUUUCUAUUUCUAUGUAGUUUUUACACUAAUGCAUAAAAAAGUAUUUGAUAAUUAAGAGAUACAGAAUUUUCUUGCGACAAUUGACUUUUUUGAAAUUAAUUUUAAGUUAACUUUAACGCUAAGGGCUGCAGAGUUGACUAACUCACGUUUGUAAACAAAAGCGUAUAAUUAUAAAUGUAACACUCAACAUUUUUUAAUUCUUUUGUUUUCAUUUUAACCUGGGGUGGAUCGAAUACAUGUUUGUAUGUAUGUAUUAAAUAAAUAGCUAAAUAGAAUCCUCGCAUCAGAUGUAAAAAAAGAUGGAAGUAGUUUAUGAAAGUAAUAUGUAUCUCAUGAAAAAUAGUGUAAUUGAAACAUUUUGAAAUACAUAGCUUUCAUAAAUAAAGCCGCGCUAGAAUCGGGCGAGUUUUAAAGCGUUUACUAAAAAAUAAUGAUGAAAUGACGAUUACAAUUCGUUUAUAUUUUAAUGUAGGCUUUUGGAACUCAGUAAGAAAUUAGUGCUAGCACCUUAAGCGACAACCAAUAGCAGCUUAAAUAUAAUUUAAGAUCAUACGUUUUAAAUGCAUAUGCAUCAGUUUUCGCGUUCAAAUUUACUUCAAAUUAUGUUUUUUCCAAACUCUUCUAAUGCUUUUGCUUCUGUUUUCUUCGACCCGAGUAUCUUUAAGUUAAAUUUCAAAAAAUUUAAAUGACUGCCUAUUUUGUAUGAAUGUUUAUUUAAUUUCAGUAUUUUUAUGUGAUAAAAUAAUAAAAGGGCAGAUAGACUACGUAAAUUAAACUUUCAUUCACUUUUUCUUAACCUAUUACUUUGACAAUGCUUAUGACGCUGGGUCAUACCGUACCCGUGUUGACUUCACGCUGAGUGCAAGAGCGGAGGCAGCAGACUGGAAGGGUUGUGGUCUUCAGCUAUAUAAACGCUCAAACACGUACUAUU